Messenger RNA from Impatiens glandulifera, 399 nucleotides. Its product is annotated as polyubiquitin 11-like. Bases 1 to 399 code for a protein of 132 amino acids. Gene Ontology annotation, biological process: protein ubiquitination; modification-dependent protein catabolic process. Lineage: Eukaryota; Viridiplantae; Streptophyta; Magnoliopsida; Ericales; Balsaminaceae. Gene Ontology annotation, cellular component: nucleus; cytoplasm. The record is from RefSeq and is a predicted model, not a curated record. The transcript has a single exon. Gene Ontology annotation, molecular function: protein tag activity; ubiquitin protein ligase binding.
AUGGAGGUUUUGGUGAAAACUGUAUCUGGGAAGACAAUUAAACUUGUGGUUGAGAGUUCUGACCCAAUUGAUUGUGCGACGGUCAAGAUUGAUGAGGACACGGCUAUUACACUUGAUGUCCAGAAAGAGCUAACUGAUCCAUUUGAGAUAAUCAUAAAGACCCUUGAUGCCCAGUCUUUUACACUCGUUGUAGGGAGUUCAGACACUAUUCGUAGUGUUAGAGCUAAAAUCAAAGAGAAAAUUAAAGGGUAUCCAGACGUUGACGAGCAACGAUUGAUAUUUGAAGGAAAACAGCUGUGUGACGAUUCUCAUAUUCUGAAGGAUUACCACAUUCAUAAUAAAUCCAUUAUUCGUCUUAUUCCUCGUCUAGGGGGUGGAAGCUCUAAAAGGAAAAGAUGA